This is a messenger RNA of Silurus meridionalis, 3011 nucleotides long. RefSeq names its product WASP family member 2 (gene wasf2). Gene Ontology annotation, molecular function: actin binding; Arp2/3 complex binding; protein kinase A regulatory subunit binding. Gene Ontology annotation, biological process: actin cytoskeleton organization; positive regulation of Arp2/3 complex-mediated actin nucleation. The record is from RefSeq and is a predicted model, not a curated record. Bases 183 to 1643 code for a protein of 486 amino acids. NCBI's taxonomy places the organism in Eukaryota, Metazoa, Chordata, Actinopteri, Siluriformes, Siluridae. Gene Ontology annotation, cellular component: cytoskeleton. The transcript is spliced from 9 exons.
UUCGCGGUCCGUGCGCGAGCGCUCUUGUGACGGUAAAUGCGGACAUUUUUUUAUCGACUUGUAAAGUAGGAGCGAAAAAGUGAAGUAAUGUUAAGGUAGCUAGAUAGUUGAAAAGCACGAAAACUUCGGCGGAGAGGAGUAACUGUUUUAUUUCGUGGGAGGAGAGUCACUGAUUUCUCAUCAUGCCUUUGGUGAUGCGAAAUAUCGAGCCACGGCACCUGUGCCGUCAGACUCUGCCCACGGCCGUGAAGAGUGAGCUGGAGUGUGUGACCAACAUCACACUGGCUAACAUCAUUCGCCAACUUGGUUCUCUCAGCAAAUUUGCGGAGGAUUUGUUUGGAGAGUUGUUUGUCCAGGCCAGCUUGUUCGCUGAUAGAGUAAAUACCCUUGGUGAAAGAGUGGACAAACUUCAGGUCAAAGUCACACAGUUGGACCCCAAAGAAGAAGAAGUUUCACUGCAGGCAAUCACCACUCGCAAAGCUUUUAGAUCCAGUCUGAUUCAGGAUCAACAGCUCUUUACUCGUCCUUCGCUGCCUCAACCAGUGCAAGAGACUUACCAAACCUGCAAUGAGCCACCUCCACUCAACAUCCUCAGCACCUACAGGGAUGAUGGAAAGGAAGCUCUUAAAUUCUACACUGACCCAUCAUAUUUCUUUGACCUGUGGAAAGAGCAGAUGCUACAAGACACAAAAGACAUCAUGAAAGAAAGACGGAAACAUAGGAAAGAGAAGAGAGAAAAUCCAAACAGGAGCAACCUGAAUCCUCGCAAGAUCAAAACACGUAAAGAGGAAUGGGAACGUCGAAAGAUGGGAGAAGAGUUUGUUGUCCCUAAAACUGACGCUGGUCAUCCUAGGGACAUUGCCAAUGGCAGCAUUGGGUCAGGUGAUGACAUGGGUACAAUGGAUUCUGAGGGAUUUGACCAAAGCACUGCCUCCUACAGUUAUGAUCCUGGCUCUCCGCUUCCACCUCCAGUGUUGGAUGAUGAAGGCUUCUUGCCACCUCCUCCCCCAGAUAUGACUUAUAAUGAUGUACCAUGUACCUCACCGCAGAGACCAGUUAGCAUUUUAAGCCCAACCCAUCCUCCCCCAGCCCCUCCAACAAUGCCAACCUCUCCUCAUGGCCGCCCUUCAGUGGCACCACCUGUUGCCCCACCACCUCCUCCACCCAUGGGGAUGGUUCCACCCCCACCUCCCUUAGGAUUUGAUGCCCCACCCUCUCCUCCUCCUGUUUUUUCCUCUAUGUCUCCCUCGAUUCCUCCACCACCACCCAUUGCUUCCACUCUACCAUCUCCACCACCUCCUCCAGCUGGGGAUGGACCCCCACCUCCACCUCCACCUCCUCCACCACCAGGCCCACCACCAUGCUUUGCACCAUCAGCCCCUGCCCCUCCCUCUUCAGGUGGACUUUCAGCUGCCCCAGCUCCCAAGCCUCAGCCUGCUCCUGUCAGCGAUGGCCGCAGCGAUCUCCUGGCUGCUAUUCGUCAAGGUUUUAACCUACGUAAGGUGGAGGAGCAGAGAGAGCAGGAGAAGAGAGAUGUCGCGGGCAAUGAUGUUGCAGCUAUCUUAUCUCGCCGUAUCGCUGUGGAGUGCAGUGAUUCUGAGGACGAUUCCUCAGAGUUUGAUGAUGAGGAGUGGUCUGAAUAAGGCUAUAAUAUAUAUCAUGAGGAAAAAUCAUUCCUGUUUGACCAAAACUCAGUUUCCCUUUAAUGAGGCCAACUACAGUAUAUGCAAAAAGGGCCUGUGUGUGUGUGUGUGUGUGUGUGCGCGUGUGCGUGCGUGCGCAUGGUCUCUUCUGACUCAGUGAAUUAUUUAGAUGAUCAGCCUGCUCUUAUUUCAGAGUGCCCGUUCCUCUGUAUUAAGAUAGAGAGCUUUUUCUUUUUGCAUCUAACUAUCAUAUCUGUAAAACAUUGGUAAUAGUCACCUAUUGCUUUGCUUUGUUUAUACACCAAAGCCAAGUAAAAUGCACAAUAUGAGAGAGUAAAUUACAUUAAACUUCUCUUUUAAAGUGUUUUUGCUCUUAUGAAUACAUUUUCUCAUGUCAUUGGCUUUUAUUUCGAACACUCUAUUACAGAGUGAAAAGCACAAAGUCUGCAAAAAUGAAAUUAUUAGAAAUAUUAUAAUUUGGUUUCUUGACCAUCCUGUUGCUUUGCUGGUAGAUGUUGUCUAGUGUCUAUUUAGGUCCCUUCAUUGUAUCUGUCCUCUGACCUAUUUUCCAGUUGUGGAAUUCUAGCAUUCUGUGUUCUUAUCUUAUGUCAUUUAGCUGAAUGUUUUGUCCUAAUCGUUGCCGCUAAACUCUGUAUGGAUGUUGUGGUAUUAAAUUUUUGUAUUCACUAAUGCCAAAAUCACAAGCAUAGAGGCAGGAAAUAAGUGUUUCAGUUCACAUACAGUGAAAGGUGUAUUCAUUCAUGCCUGCUUUAUGCAAUAUUAAUGCUCAAUUGAGCUUCUUAGUAUCAAAAAAUAAUUAGACCAGGCAAAGACUGUGAUAGAUAAUGCAAAAGCAUCUAGUCAUGCCCAGGUCACCCUACCUGCCUUGUAAUAAUGGUGGAGUAAGUCUGUAGGCGUAUACUUAACUCAGCUCAACGAACAGCCAACAUUCCAUUUCUUUCCAUUUGUUUUCCAAUGAAAUUUGUUUUGUUUAAAAUUUCCAGGGCAUUAUUUUAUGCUCAUUUUAAAUUGUCAUUUGCCUGCACUAUAACCUAUAAAUAAUUAUUUGACAUGCAAAUCAGUAUGGUUUUUUUCUUUAUAUACUGAAAGUGUUUUUCUUUCCAACGUGUAGCCAUGAUAACAGCGUUCAGGUGUAUUGAUUUAGAAUUGUUGUUGACCUUUGGUGGUAUCCUAAUAUUGCAGGCAAAAACCAAACUAGUAUGGUUUGAUUUAUGUGCCUUUUUGUUUGUUUGUUUGUUUGGUUUUCUCAAAAAUUAUGCAAUAUUAUGAAAUCAGUUUUUAUUGCAUAUGGUUUAUAAUUGUGAAGCUUUUCUAUUGGUUAUUAAAUAAAAGCCUUAAGUUACAAAA